AUGGCGGGAGGCGUCAGUAAGGCCGUGUCCAACGCCAUGGACAUAGGCGCAAAUAGUUUUGCGCUCUUCUUGAAAUCUCCCCGUAAAUGGGUCUCGCCCGAUAUCAAGGAUGAGGAGGCAGCAGAGUUCAAACGGCUCUGUGAAAAGUAUGGCUACAAUCCACGCACAGAUGUGCUUCCGCACGGCUCGUACUUCAUCAACUUGGCAAACCCAGACCACGAAAAAGAAGAGAAAGCAUACGGCGGGUUCUUGGAUGAUUUGAAGCGGUGUGAAAAGCUCAACAUUGGGCUUUACAACUUCCACCCGGGGUCCAGCUUGGACGGCGAUUUCAAGGAUGCAUUGGCAAAGUUGGCCAAGAACAUCAACCGGGCCAUGAAGGAGACGUCUUUUGUGAAGAUUGUCAUCGAAAACAUGGCGGGCCACGGGAACUUGAUUGGCUCCAAUUUGAAGGACCUAAAAGACGUCAUCGAGAUGGUCGAGGACAAGUCCAGAAUCGGUGUUUGUAUCGACACGUGCCAUACGUUUGCGGCUGGAUACGACAUCACGGACCAGGAAAAGUACGACCUUUUCUGGAAGCAGUAUGAAGAAAUCGUGGGCUGGGAGUACCUCAGUGCCAUCCACUUGAACGAUUCCAAGGCCCCCCUUGGUGCAAAUCGAGACCUUCACCAGAAGUUGGGAUACGGGUUUUUGGGUCUUGACGUGUUUCGUAUGGUGGCCAACGAUGAGCGGCUUCAAAACAUUCCGAUCAUUCUCGAGACGCCCGUUGAAAAAGACGACUCUGUGUACGGCGAGGAAAUCAAACUUUUGGAGUGGCUACAGGACAAGAAGCCCAACGACGAAGAGUUUUUGGAAAAGGCGAAGGCACUCCUGGCAAAGGGAGCCAAGGAAAGGAGUGAACAUCUCAAGAAGUUUGAAGAGAAAAACGCCAAGGAGGCUGUGAAGAAGGAGAAAGCAGAAAGGAAGAGACAAGGUGCAGACAUACUGUCUCUCCUCACAAAAAAGGCCAAAAAGUGA
Molecule: messenger RNA, 1014 nt
Organism: Metschnikowia bicuspidata var. bicuspidata NRRL YB-4993
Lineage: Eukaryota; Fungi; Ascomycota; Pichiomycetes; Serinales; Metschnikowiaceae
Gene: APN1
Product: DNA-(apurinic or apyrimidinic site) lyase
Exons: 1
Coding region: 1-1014 (337 amino acids)
Biological process (GO): base-excision repair
Cellular component (GO): mitochondrion; nucleus
Molecular function (GO): DNA-(apurinic or apyrimidinic site) endonuclease activity; phosphoric diester hydrolase activity; DNA binding
Source: RefSeq, a predicted model, not a curated record